Dermatophagoides pteronyssinus (European house dust mite) is the source of this 2631-nucleotide messenger RNA. RefSeq lists its product as uncharacterized. Gene Ontology annotation, cellular component: plasma membrane; dendrite. Gene Ontology annotation, biological process: chemical synaptic transmission; adenylate cyclase-inhibiting serotonin receptor signaling pathway; G protein-coupled receptor signaling pathway, coupled to cyclic nucleotide second messenger. The record is from RefSeq and is a predicted model, not a curated record. Lineage: Eukaryota; Metazoa; Arthropoda; Arachnida; Sarcoptiformes; Pyroglyphidae. Gene Ontology annotation, molecular function: neurotransmitter receptor activity; G protein-coupled serotonin receptor activity.
AUGCCAACAGCUAGUUAUUUUCGUCAAAUACAACAACAACAACAACAGAAUCAAUAUCGACCAACAAUAUCAAAUUCAACAACAUUUUUAUCCGAUUUUUUUGCUCAAAUGUUCGAAUCUAGUGAUACAAUUAAUAACAACAACAAUAAUAACAUUAUAUUUGAUAAUAUAGAUAAUGGCGAUAUUGGCGAUAAUAAUGAUAAUACAACACUUGUUGAUAAAUUAUAUCUUGGCCAUUUUAUAAUUGCCAUAAUUUUAGCAUUAGUUAUUUUGGCUACUGUGAUAGGAAAUUUAUUAGUAAUUGCUGCUAUUCUAUGUGAAAGACAUUUACGUUCAGUUGGCAAUUAUCUAGUAUUUUCAUUAGCAUUUGCUGAUUUAAUGGUUGCUUGUUUUGUAAUGCCAUUUGGUGCCAUCAUUGUUGUUAUGGGUAAAUGGACACUUGGUGCAAAUCUAUGCGAUUUAUGGACAGUUGCCGAUGUAUUAUGUUGUACAGCAUCUAUUCUACAUUUACUUGCUAUUGCAUUGGAUCGUUAUUGGGCUGUAACCAAUGUUGAUUAUAUUCAUCAACGUCGUAAUGGUCGUCGUAUUGGUAUAAUGAUAUUUUUAAUAUGGUUUGUUUCAUUAAUCAUAUCGGUUGCACCAAUACUUGGUUGGCGUGAUCAUGAAUUUUAUAAACGUAUUGAACAUAAACAGUGCCUUUUAUCACAAGAUGUUACCUAUCAAAUAUUUGCUACAUGUGCUAGUUUUUAUCUACCAUUAUUGCUCAUUCUAUUAUUAUAUUGGAGAAUAUUCAAGGUUGCACGGAAAAGAAUUCGUCAUAAACCGGGUAAUAAAGUAUCAUUGAUUGCAUUGAAAUCAUCAACAAAAACUGGACAAACAUUAACUAUUAAAAAUGUACCAUUGAAUGAAAAUAAUAAUGAUAAUUAUCUAUCAUCAUCAAGUGCCAAAAAAAUUAAACCAAAAUUUAAUUUACGAAAAAAAUUAGCAAAAUAUAGUCAAGCUGAAUAUUUACAAGAAAAUAAUCGUCCAACAUCUGAUAUUAUUUCACAUAAUGUUGAUAUGUUAUGUAUUGAUGAAUCUAUUGAUAGCCAAGAAUCAUGUAUGAGUGCCAAUCCAUUGACAGAUGUUCAUCAUCAACAUCAACAUCAUCAACAACAACAACAACAAAAACCAAGACUACCUCCGUCCAUUAAAUUUCCGGCCAAUAAUCAAAAUAUUAUUAAUAAUAGAUCAUCAUCAUCUACACCAACUGAAGAGAAUUUUAAUCAUAAUAAAAAAUUAUCAAUUACAUCAACGGCCAAAACAACAACAACAACAACAACACAUUUAACAUUGACUAGUUAUGAAUCAUCAACUGAUCCAGAUUUAUCUACAAAUCCAUCUCAUCAUUUAGGCGGUGGAAAUAUGAUGUUAAAUAAAAAAGAUCAUCAUCAACAAAUCAAACAAAAUCCUGAUUGCUCAAUCAUAGCCGAAGAAAGUUCAAGUUCGGCAAAUUCAUCUGCUACACAACCAUUAUUACAAAUUAAAAAAUUUAUAUCAUCGUAUGGUGAUCAUGAUGAUGAUGAUGAUGAUAAUGAUUCGCUUGUGGUUAAUGUAGAUCUUGAAAAUAACCAGCAACAAAAAGUACAAAAAAUUAACAAAUAUUUGUUUCAUGAAACAACAGCCACCAACAAUAAUAAUGAUAAUGAUAAUAAUAGUGAUAAUAAAUGUAAUAAGAUUAUCAACAACGCUGUUAUUGUUGUUGAUAUUAAUAAUAUUCAACAAAUAGAAUCAUGCAUCAACGACAAUGUUAUAGAUAAAAUGAUAGACGCAAAUCAUCAACAAAAAAAGCAACAUUAUAAUGUUAAUGAUCAUAAUCAUCAUCAAAAUUAUCAAAAUAAAAAUUCUAUUGUUGUUACCAGAAAUGUUUCAAGUGAUAAUAAUGAACGUAAUAAUAAUGAUGAUGAUGUUCAAAUAAACAAGUGCCAACAACAACAACAACAACAACAUGGAUCAUUUAAGGAAUCAGUAACACAAUCGAAUCAACAACAAAUUAAUAAUAAUAAUAAUAAUUCAAUUGCCAAUAAUGAAAAAAUGAUUAUUAUUAGUGAUAAUUUGAUAACAACAAAUAAUGAUGAUAAUGAAAACCCCAUCAAUAAUUACCAUCAUCAUUUAAUUCAUUGUGAAGCUAAUGUUAUUAAUAAUGAUACUAAUGAUGAAAAUGAUGUUUCAGUUUCUAAUCAAACUGUGCCAAGUUUUUCUUCUUCACCACCACCACCACCACCAUCAAUAAAAAAACCACCUACUACUCAAAAUGAAACGACAAUUUCAAGUAAUCAUCAUGAUGAUCAUCAACAACAACAACAACAAAAACAUCAACUAUCACAACAAUCGAUAACAAAUUUUACAAAAACUCCUUCAUCCAUAUCGAAAACAUUAAAUCAACUACAUUUAAAUCAUGAUCAUCAUCAUUAUAAUCAUCAUCAACAACAACAACAACAUUAUCAACAGCAAAAUAAAUCACAUCAAAAAGAAUCUGUAGAAUCAAAACGUGAACGUAAAGCAGCUAAAACAUUGGCAAUCAUUACUGGUAAGUGUUUUUGUCUUUGUUUUCUUGUCUUUAUCAUUAUCAUCAUUUCUUUCUCACUGUAA